Pelagomonas calceolata is the source of this 1506-nucleotide messenger RNA. NCBI's taxonomy places the organism in Eukaryota, Pelagophyceae, Pelagomonadales, Pelagomonadaceae. The record is from the annotation of a GenBank genome assembly.
AUGGCCGAGAUCCCAACCCUGGUCCCGCUCCACUGCGCGUUCUGCCUCAAGCACCUGCCGAUGGACGGCGCCCCCACCAUCUUCCCAUGCGCCCGGUGCUUGACGCCGUACUGCUCCGUCGACUGCCGUGCGAAGGACAAGACCGAGGGGUGUCGUCUGCGCUGGAACGAAGCCGCGCUCGACGAGGAAACCGGUGAAUGCGUGCGCCCCGCUCGGACGAGACACAUGGACAUCUGUGGCGACAUAGCGCGCGUCGGCCUGGAGCAGCACUACGCGAACGUCGAAGCAAAGCAGGAGGGGCUGGCCGCCGUGCGUUCGAACUCAUUUGAAAUAGCGCGGGCGACGCAAGAUCUAGACGAACCGCCCACGUGCUACAUUUGCCUCGAGGGCGGCGACGGCCUCGUGCGCGAGUGUAACUGCCGCGGGAACACGGGCUUUGCGCACCUCGAGUGCUUGAUUCAAUAUGCGAAGACGCUGACGCCCCAGAACUCCUUCUCGUUCCGGUGGCACUCGUGCCGAAAUUGUCGAUCCAGCUUCACGGGGACGACGCGACUCGCGCUCGCCCGUGAGUGCUGGAAAACUUACUGCUCCGAGCCCGAGGACGACUGGCGACGCAUGUGGGCCCUGGAUACGCUGGUGACGCCGCUGUCGGAGGAGCUUUACUGCUAUCCCGAAGCUUUACGCGCGGCCGAGGCGCAUCUGGCGACGCUGCAGAAGCACUUUAGCCACGAAGACCCCACCGGCGACAGAGUCACGGCCGCCAAAGUAAAGCUCAUCAUGUGUCACACGAAGCUCGGGCGGCACGAUGAGGCGUUACAACUGGCCGAAGAAGUCUACGCCCACAACAUGAGCCAGUACGGUCCGGACCAUAGAAGCACGCUGAACGCAGUCAACAACUUGACGGUGGGUCUUGCUGGCUGCGGGUUCGAGGUGCGGCGCCGGACGCUCCUACGGGACGCCUACGAAAGGGCGACGCACCUUCUUGGAGCCGAAGACGAUACGACCUACAAUCUCCGGAACGGCCUCGCGUCGUCGCUGUACCGCGCCGGCGACGCUCCCCGCGAGGAUAUGGUCGAGGCUGCUUCGUUACUGGUGAUAUCGGUGCGGGUCGCGCGGCAGACCUACGGUAGCGGGCACGAGAUAACCACGAUCGCGGUCCGUUUCCGCGAUCGUGUGUCGAGCUCAAUCGCCGCGUUUGAUCGCGAUUCGGCCUCCCAGCGGCCGAUGAAAAGACGGCGUCUACGACUGCGCGACGUCGAUCGCCGCGCCGAAUUAGCGAAUGCGGCACCUGUUCUGAAUGAAAAGCGCAUCAGCCGCGCGGGACAGCGGGAUACCCACGCGUGGGCCGAUUAUUACGGCAAGGGUCUCACGACGUUGGGGCAGCAUGUCGAGGACGACAAGGGGGCGUCGCGACCACCACCGGCUCACCGCCCCCCUCUCAUCGACGAGGACGGGUACGUGCCGCCGCCGCCGCCGCCAAAGCAAUCCCGCUGCGCCGUCUCUUAG